AUGUUUCUUACCCACAUCAACUACUAUGUGGACAAGAACUGCAGUUAUGGUGUUGUCGGGGCUGUGGUGCUUGUGAAUGUGUACGUACUACAGUACCUUCCCGACACUAUCGUGGUUUCCUUCUUGACCGGUUGCGCGUGCAUCGCGGCCGCGGUCAGCAAGGGGCUGAAGCGCAUCAUCAAGCAGUCCAGGCCGCCUGGUGCGCCAAAGGUGAGCCCAGGUAUGCCGAGCAAUCAUGCCACUAGUCUAUCAUUCUUGUGCGUGGCGACGGUCUAUGGCUUGCAGCGCUGUGCGGUCAGCACUGCUAUUGUUCGUGGCAUGAAUCAGACCCUCUUCUACACGCCUCAGCUGCCUUCUGCCCAGCUGUCAUACGUGCUGCCCCUGCAGGUGUUGAUUGCAGUGUAUAGCAUGUAUGCGGCAGGCUUGCGGGUUGCUUGGGGCCAUCACACAGUGGCGCAGGUUGCUGCGGGAUACCUCUUGGGAUUCUUCUUCGCUAUUUUGUCUUUGGCGGCAAACUACAGCGGCUACACUGGCUCUCGCUCUGGUGGUCGCGUGGAUGAUCUGCCUCUGCCGGUGAAGGCAAUUGUCUUUCUCGCUAGCGUUGUGAUCUCGGCGAUGGCAAUACGUUCAAUCAUUCGUGGUGCCCACGUGCCGCGUAGCGCGCGCACCGGCCACUUGUCCUCCUGCGGAAGGAGAGCGAAGAGCGAUGGAGGGGGAGUGUGA
This is a messenger RNA of Leishmania braziliensis MHOM/BR/75/M2904, 723 nucleotides long. RefSeq lists its product as hypothetical. The transcript has a single exon. Lineage: Eukaryota; Euglenozoa; Kinetoplastea; Trypanosomatida; Trypanosomatidae. The record is from RefSeq and is a predicted model, not a curated record. The coding region runs from base 1 to 723 and encodes 240 amino acids.